GACUCAGAAGGUGUUCAAUAUUUGAAGCUUGCAGCUACCAACUACACCAUUUGCAAGCUGGUCUGUGGUGAGGGGCAAAAGAAUUCUUCCUUGGCUGGUGGUGGCAAGCUUCAAGAGCUUAAGGACCUCAGGAACCAAAAAGUUGGUCUGACCCCAGAAGCAGCUGAUGAAGAACAAGGUGGUGAUGAAAGUGCUGGCAGCAAAAGGAAAGCAGGUGUGCACAAGCCACCCACUGUAGUUGAGAUUGAAUUGGAUGGGACCAAAGUCAAAGUCCUGUGUCCACCCAAAAGGAUUGCACAAAGCGAUUUGAUGGUGCAACUUGACCCUGUCCAGUUGGAUGCAGUGUUCACUUUCCUUGGUCCUGACUGCCAGUCACUGGCUUCAACCAGGUCCUAUCAGAAAUCUGGCAAAUUCUGCAAAACAGGUGGCAAAGAACCAUGUGCUGAUGGUCAAGUUGAGGGCUAA
This is a messenger RNA of Cladocopium goreaui, 465 nucleotides long. Lineage: Eukaryota; Dinophyceae; Suessiales; Symbiodiniaceae. The record is from the annotation of a GenBank genome assembly.